Molecule: messenger RNA, 2843 nt
Organism: Durusdinium trenchii
Lineage: Eukaryota; Dinophyceae; Suessiales; Symbiodiniaceae
Source: the annotation of a GenBank genome assembly
UGAUUUCGUGCCAGCUGUGGCUGUGAGCUUUCGAUGGCAAAUGGCUUCAUGAGAGCGGUUUUGGAGCAGUUGCAGAAUGGGAAUUUGAUUGUAGAUGUGAGUCAGCUGUUGGAAGCAGCGCCAGAAGCCACGGUGAACUUCUUCCAGGACUUUGAUGCAAACAUCAGCCGCCUCGAGAGCAUCUUGGCCCAACAACUUGGUCGGUCCAGGCCGCGGCUGCGUUUCCGACACAUCCCAAGCUUCUUGCUACAUGCCGUGCAUCACAUGAAGGAGCUACGUCAUGACUUGGUGGGUUGUUUCUUGACGUUCUCCGGCCUGGUAGCCAGCAUGAGCUCCGUGAAGGUUGCCGAGUUCACGCGAAGCUUCGAGUGCAGCUGUGGUGCCAGGAAAGUGGUGGAAGCUCCGGUGGCCGAAGUUCGACCGCCUGAAGCGGGAUGCUGCGGAGGUUGCGGUGGUGACUCUUUCAAAGACCUUGGAGGUGCAAUGAUUGACUACCAGGAGAUUCGAUUGCAGGACACUGGUCUUCAGAAUUGCUCUCAUGCCCAAGUUGUGCUGUGUGGAGAGUUGGUGUCCUCUUGCGUGCCCGGCGAUUUGGUCGUUGUUUGUGGUGUGCUUCGUGCCCGGUGGCCCAACUGGGCGCCUAAGAAACGUCUCAUGGUGCAGUUGAUCCUGGAUGCGCGAGAUCUUCAUCAACUGCACGAGGCACCCCGCCGAAGCCUCGUGGCCAUGCCGCCUGCAGCCGAUCCUUGGCAACAGCGGCGGCAGAUGGUCACUUCAGUGGCAGCACAUCUUCAUGGCUUGGAGGUGCCUAAGCUAGCUGUGCUGCUGGUACUCCUGGCCGAUGAUCUGACGGCGCCAAGGCAAGAGGAAUCUUCAAGGCAGCAUUCGCAUUUGCUUCUGCUGGGUGAUCCUGGUACCGGAAAGUCACAGCUGCUUCAGGCAGCUGGUCAGCUUGCACCUCACUGCGUCAUGACCUCCGCGUCGGGCACCACACGAUCCGGGCUCACCUUCUCUUGUGUUCGUGAUGGUGCUGGUUGGAAUCUUGAGGUUGGCGCUUUGUCCAUGGCAGACGGUGGGGUGUGCUGCAUCGAUGAGUUUCGCCAUCUCCCCAAGGAGGAGAAGACUGCGCUCUAUGAGGCUAUGGAGCAGCAGAGUAUCUCAGUUGCCAAAUCUGGUGUGGCCUGUCAGCUGAGGGCUCGCUGCAGCAUCAUUGCAGCCCAAAGCUUUGUGCCAAACGGGCAAUCCCUGAAAGAGCUCUCCGGGUUGGCCGACCCGCUGCUGAGCCGCUUUGACCUGGCCUUGGCCUUGCGAAGCCAAGGUGGAAAUGAUGAGGACGUCAUUGCGUCUAUCCUCAAUCAGUGUGCCAACAGUACAAACGAUUUUGGAUGUCAGAGUCCCGGACAAGUGGAACUGGAUCAGCUGAAGGGCUUCAUCGUUGCGGCCAAGCAGUCCACACUGGCGGAGUCGGCAUAUGAUGCUUCGUUACUGUUGGAAGCGUACUAUCGGAAACUUCGGCGAGGCAGCUUGGGCGCUGUCUUUUCCCCUCGAGUUUUGGAGAGCCUCAUCCGUCUGUCUCGAGCACAUGCGCGGCUUAUGCAGCAUGGUUCAGUUCAGCUCGAAGAUGCCAUUGCCGUGAUCUUUCUUCACCAGGUUGCAUGGAAGAGCCAUUCCCCAGAAACCGAGCAGGUCUUACUAUCGCACUUUGGCCCUGGCUGUCCUGAACAAAUCCAGCGCCUGGAUAUGAGCAGUGAUAUCACAUGCCGGAAAGACUACGAGGUGGUGGAAGGAGCAGUUCUAUGGUGCUUGGGUUUCCAGGACCUGAAGAGUGAAGAGCCGAAGGACACCGGUGGCAGACUGAAAGGAGGUGGAGACCGAGGCCAUUCGGAGGAGAAGCCGUCUUCGAUCUUCGAAGGUCGGGCAUUUGUUCCACAAAUUCGGCGCAAAGGGAAAAUCAAGGAGCGUUCUCUUUUCUCUCCACCUGAGAGGCGAGUGACUCAACGGAGACUGGAAAUGAGAUUUACCAGAAGAUGUUCAACGACGGGUUAUGUUCAAAGACUUCCCCAACAAUGACUUAAGAAGAAACAUAAAAAAUACAUCUAAAAAUACUCAGUCUUAGCGAGAGAACUCACCGGCGCCAGAACUGAGAAAGUGGAGUCCUGGCCUCGACGACCUUUUGUGGUGGCCUCCAACCUAAAAGGUUUGUAGCUACUAGUAGCAAUGGCCUCUCACCUACUAGCGAUGGCCUCCAACCCAAUAGCGAUGGCCUCCAUCCUAGAGUUUGCACCUAAAUAGCCUUUGUGAAGAAAAAGUGCCCCACCGUUGUCUUGAACAUGAGGUGCGCCACAGAUCAGGGAAGCUGGUUAAACGCUCAGUUGGCAGCAUGUUGCUCGUCCCGUGUCCUUUCACAAAUGGAAGAGAUGCCACAGAAAUCAGAGCUGCCAAAAAAACAACAAUAACAAAGGCAUUUGGGUCCCUUCAACAGCAAGGCAGCUUUCUUUGCUCCAAGCCAUUGGCCCUUAUGAGCCGCCCAGGUGAAAAAGAUUGUCAAAUGGAAUAUCCCCAGAUUGAAGGAUACCUAUUGAAGAGAAUAAAGCGAAGCCUCCAACCCUACUAGCGAUGGCCUCCAACCUAAGAGCGAUUGCCUCCAACCUAAUAGCAAUUUGUUCUUUUCUUCUUGUUACUAGUAGCUUCUUGUUACUACUAUGUUGCAGUGUUGCUCACCUGUAGCUUGGAUUGUACGAUAGUCAAUCAACCUCAGCAAGACCCAAAGCAGGAAACUUUGGUCCAACGUAUGCUGGGCAAUAGGGUCGCUACACAUCACUGGGCAGUUUUUUGCAUCCGUC